CCAAAAUCUUAUUACCAAUUAUAUCAAUCUGACGUAAACUUUCAAUAUAUUCAUCUCCCAUCUCCCAACGAGACAGGCGUAAAUCUUCAAUUUAACCUCAUUCUCAUUCUCUCUCUCUCUCUCUCUCUCUCAAACAGUGAUCAACAGAAAAUAAUAAACAGCAAGAACAGACCCUUCAACUGAUAGAUCUUCUAACCCCCCCCCCUCCCCCCCCCCCCUCUCUCUCUCUCUCUCUCUCUCUCUCUCUCAAUAGACAUAGACAUAGUCAUAGACAUAACUGACCUCAGAAUUCCAAGCCUCUAAGCAACCAUAAGAUUAGCUCAAACCCCCUUAGUCGCUGGUCUGUAACUAUCUCCCCCCCUUAAAUCUUGCUUCCAAAUCUCAACCCCCCUCUUCCCUCUCCCCUUAACCCCUCCAAAUUAGGUCAGAUUUCCACCUCUUUCCCAGUCAAAUCUCUGUGCUACUCUUUCAUUUUUUAUUUGAUUUUCGUUUUCGUUUUGGGUUUCAGGUACCAAGUCCAUUCUUCUCUGAAAAAUUUCAAAAGGGCUAUGAGUUCUCUGAACUGCUCUCUCUCUCUCUCUCUCUCUGUUUCCCCUGUUUUUUUGCUUCGAAUUGAAUUCACAGACAGGUUAAAUAAAUUGAUGGGUGAGUGAAUGCUUAAUUGUGUGGUGUUCCCAUUUCGAUCAGUGGAUAUGGGUUCUGACACACAGUUCUUGUACCAAAAUUUUGUUCUCUUUGUCGGCAUUUUUUGCUUCUCUGUCUCCACCUACUUUUUCCCUCUGUUCGAUUUCUUCAAGAGAUACCUUUUCAGAUUCAAAAGAAAUGACAGGUCUUCGGAGGACAAUUCAAAACAAUCGGAGGUUUCUUCUGCAGAAAACAGUCUUAAAGAUUCGAUUCCUAUUGAGCCAAAAACAGAGUUGCAACCGUGGAUACACACAGGGGUCGAAUCCAAACAAGAAGACAAUGAAUUUUCUGAUGGGCUUGACCAAAAACAGACACCCGAGUUCUCUUUCAAAUUCAAGUUUCCAACUUUUGAAGAAUUCAAUCGGAACAGGAAAGAAAAUGGGGGUUCUAUCAGCUUUGAAGCAGCCCCAGAUACGAGCAUCGCUAAGUAUGAGUUCAUGCCUGUCAAGUGUUCUAGUGACUCCAUUGAAGAACCAGAGGUGGUGAGCUUUAAUGCCGAAGAAUUAAAUACUGAUAUGGAUUGUUGUCCUUUUGAUGAUAAAGAUAGUGUCGAUGAUGGCUUUUUGGCAGAUAAAGAUUUUAUGCAGAUUAAUUCUGAAACAAAAACUAUUCAUCAAGAACUAUCAGAGGACUUGGCUAGUGAUUUGGGUACGGGUGAUGUAUCGGAGAAAAUUGAGGCAAUGGCAUUUAUGGAAGAGAAGGGACAAGAUGUUUCUGAUGAAAUCCUUCACUCUGAAAUGGAUUCAUUCGCGAUGGACUCUGACUCGGAGUCAAUCAGUUCGAGUCCUCUGCGUUUGAUUAUGAAUCGUUUAAUCGAUUCCUACAGUGAUGGGUUUCUAUCAGACGGAGAUUUUGGAGGAGAAUUUAUGAUUGACAAUUCAAUGGACAUCGAUGGAGAGAAGGUAGAAGAUCAUCAUUUGGAUGAUUCGAGCGGGGAACACAAAGAGGAUAACUUUGAAGAAGAUGUGUAUACAAUGGAAGAGCUUGAGAAAUUAGAGGUUCAUUUCCGAAAGGUAGGAAAGUUGAAUUCAGAUUUUCUAUCUGGGAAAGAUUUUCUUGGAGGGGUAGAAAAUUCCAAGCAUGAAGAAGUUGGAGGCCAGGAUGAUAAACCAGCAGACCCUGCAGAUGAUUCUGAAAAACCCAAUUCAAAGAAUGCAUCGGAAUGGGAUUCGGAGGAAUCAAACAAGUUGGAAACGUUAUGGGAACAUCAAGAAUUGAUUGAACAGUUGAAGAUGGAGCUAAAAAAGGUGAGGGCUACAGGGCUGCCCACAAUCCUAGAAGAAUCGGAGUCUCCGAAGAUAAUGGAAGAUUUGAAGCCAUGGAAGAUUGACGAGAAGUUCCAGCAUGCAGACCGAAUGGGAGAGCUUCACAAAUUCUACAAGAGCUACAGAGAGAGGAUGAGGAAAUUCGACAUCUUGAAUUACCAGAAGAUGUAUGCAAUAGGUUUUCUGCAGCUAAAGGACCCGCUUCAGUCAAUUUCAACCCAGAAAUCUUCUUCAGUUCCAUCAAUUGCAUCCCUUCUUCCCCAAAAUCUAAAUCUAGGCAAACGAAGCAAGAAAAUUGGAAGCGACCCAAUGAUGAAAUUCAUAAGAGAAUUGCAGAGUGAGUUAGAAGUGGUGUAUGUUGGGCAGAUGUGCCUUUCCUGGGAAAUCCUACACUGGCAAUAUGGCAAGGCCUUGGAACUCUGGGAAAAUGACCCUCGUUGUGUUCGGCAAUAUAACGAAGUUGCUGGUGAAUUUCAACAGUUUCAAGUUCUUCUUCAAAGGUUUAUAGAGGAUGAACCUUUUCAAGCCCCAAGAGUUCAGAAUUAUGUUAAGAGUAGAUGUGUUCUGCGUAAUCUUCUUCAAGUUCCUGUUAUUAGAGAGGACAGUACAAAGGAUAGAAAGAAGGCAAUUAAAGUGAGAGAGUACUCCAUUACAAGUGAUAUGCUUGUAGAGAUCUUGGAAGAGUCCAUUCGAAUUUUUUGGCGCUUUGUUCGUGCUGAUAAGGAUUGUUCUAUCCCCAUUGUAAAAUGUCAAAGAGGCCCUCAUGUCGAGUUUGAAGACCCUACAGACUCAGAUCUUUUGAGGGAGAUCCGAGCCAAUCUUCAAAAGAAGGAGAAGAAGUUGAAAGAGUUGUUGAGGAGUGGGAAAUGCAUACUAAAGAGGUUCCAAAAGUGUCAAGAAGGCGAUUCCGAAGAUCAAGUUCUUUACUUCUUCUCACAAGUGGAUAUGAAAUUAGUUUCUAGAGUACUAAACAUGUCUAGAAUAUCAACAGACCAACUACUCUGGUGUCGCAAUAAGCUAACUAAGAUCAGUUUUGUAAACAGAAAGAUACGCGUAGAACCCUCCUUUUUACUCUUUCCUUGUUAAUAUUCUAUAACCCCAACCUACCCUAGCUCAUGCGCUGUGUCAUCAUGCCCAUUUCACACCUAGAGCAUAUUGUCAUAUAUAAAAAUGAGAAAUACUUAGGAUUUUUUUUGUCA
This is a messenger RNA of Camellia sinensis, 3148 nucleotides long. The record is from RefSeq and is a predicted model, not a curated record. NCBI's taxonomy places the organism in Eukaryota, Viridiplantae, Streptophyta, Magnoliopsida, Ericales, Theaceae.